AUGGCUCCCCUUCCUAAAUCCGAGGAGUCCAACUCGCCAACAGAAAGACCUACCUCGCGAGACUCAGCCGAGCGGGGAAAGAAGCGCGCAAGGACACAGUCGAUGCCACCCCCGGAGCUACCCAAGUUAGUCGCCGAGCAACAUGCUCCCAUCCCGACCAACGACAAGGAUACACAGCGCCUGAUCGUUGUCCUCUGCAAUGCGACCCUCGAGACUUAUAAGGCGUCGCAUGGCACCGGUCGGGGCCCCGGCGCGCGCGAGGACAAGUACAACCUGCUCAACAGCGACGAUCACAUCGGUGUAAUGCGCAAGAUGGGGCGCGACAUUAGCGAGGCACGGCCUGACAUCACACAUCAAUGUCUGCUCACAUUACUUGACUCGCCAAUCAACAAGGCGGGCAAGCUCCAAAUCUACAUCCACACGUCCAAGAAUGUGCUCAUAAGGGUCAGCCCUACAGUGCGCAUUCCUCGUACAUUCAAGCGGUUUGCUGGACUCAUGGUCCAACUCCUGCACAGACAUCAAAUCCGUUCGACGUCAUCCCAGGAAAAACUCAUCGAAGUCAUCAAGAACCCCAUUACCGAUCACCUCCCCCCGAACUGCCGCAAGGUCACGCUCAGCUUCGAUUCUGAAGUCGUACGUGUCAGCGAUUACAUUGGCGACCUCAACAAGGGCGAGAGUAUUGCAGUCUUCGUAGGUGCCAUGGCCAAGGGCAACGACGACUUUGCCGAUCACAUCAAGGACGACAGCAUCGCCAUUAGCCAGUUUAACCUCAGUGCCAGCGUUGCAUGCAUUCAGCAGACGACCAAGGGUUGGACCUAUCUAUACUGGACACGCCAGCUAGCCCACAAGCAACAACUGACUCAUGCGGACGAGUCGGAUCACGGACCGCACAUUGAUGAAAGAUAA
Molecule: messenger RNA, 906 nt
Organism: Alternaria atra
Lineage: Eukaryota; Fungi; Ascomycota; Dothideomycetes; Pleosporales; Pleosporaceae
Exons: 4
Coding region: 1-906 (301 amino acids)
Biological process (GO): rRNA base methylation
Cellular component (GO): small-subunit processome; nucleolus
Molecular function (GO): rRNA binding; rRNA (pseudouridine) methyltransferase activity
Source: RefSeq, a predicted model, not a curated record